This is a messenger RNA of Thelazia callipaeda (thelaziosis nematode), 573 nucleotides long. NCBI's taxonomy places the organism in Eukaryota, Metazoa, Nematoda, Chromadorea, Rhabditida, Thelaziidae. The record is from the annotation of a GenBank genome assembly.
AUGUCAUUUUACAAAGAAGUGGAAAAUAUAUCGAAUCUUAGUGAUCAAGUACCUGCAUUGAAAUCGUACUUGCCAAAUUCAAUUAUUUAUAUUAUUCUCUACUUUUUGGCUAUUCCACCAAAUAUUCUUUUGGCAUAUAUGGGCCUCAAAAAAGGCUUAGUUUCAGCUCGGGUCAAGUAUCCAACUUUAGGCAUGACAAUUGCUAAUUUAUAUGGCUUAUUUGGCUAUUUACUGCUUAAUUCAGUCUAUUUAAUUAUGCUAUUUGGUAAUAUUAAACUUAGUCUAUUUGCAUGUAGCUUUCUACGUACUGUAAUUUACAAUUCAACCUAUGUGAUUUACUUCUUAUUUCCGGUAUUAGCUAUUGAUCAAUGGCUUUUGGUAUGCCACAAUUGUGACUUAAGUAUCAAAACUUUAACACUGGUAAUUUUGACCUGUUUCGUGAUCCCAAUGCUCAUCGCAAUUUAUGAUCUUUGCCUUCAGGAUGUGCUUCUUUACGAUUUUAUGUUCGCUUACAUACGAAUGUCACCAUAUACUAAUGUUGUAUGUUUUAUUCAUGUAUUUAUUAUUUUAUGA